CCCCCCCCCUCCAGUUUGCCGCUGCUCACAGCUCGAUCUGGGAGCGGAGCGCAUCCCAUCCCACCGCCAGCCAUCCUCCUCUUCUCCUCCUCUCCUCUCCUCUCCACCGGCUCUGGAUUUAGCCGCGCGCCGCCUGGCACCGACGCGGAGGGAUUUGGAUGCGUCUCGCGCCGGCCGACCCCCCGGCGGACACUCUCUCCGGUGGUCAGUGAGGAAUGUAUUUGACCGGCUGGUGCAUGCGGGAGAAUAUGAACGCACUGCCCCCCCAGUGAACUGGCUUUCGGAGCAGGUUCUCUCUUCUGGGGAUGCUAGAGUCUGGGCUCGUGGUCUCCAUGCACCCGCACAGGAUCCGGGAAUAAGGUGAAGACUUUUCGGCCAGACCCCCCCCCCCCCCCCCCGGAGCGCUUGACUUUGCGAUUUCCUCCUGAUUUUUUUUCUGUUUGUGGACACACACUUCUGUUCAUUUCGAGGCGGAUUGCGAGCACAUUUUGGGAAGCGCGCGAGUUCACCAUGGGGGACUCGAUGUGGAGAUAUUAUGUUGGAGUUUUGUUUCUCGCCUUCAAAGUGGACUUGGCUCGGGCGCUCAUCCUGGAGUCCAUCUACUGGAACACGACGAACACCAGAUUUGUGCCAGGCCAAGGUGUGGUUUUAUACCCCCAGAUCGGGGAUAAGUUGGACAUUGUGUGCCCCCGAGUGGACGGCGGGGUGAGCGACGGCGUGGAGUAUUACAAGGUGUACAUGGUCCCCAAGGAGCAGCUGGAGAGCUGCACCAUCACCAAGGCUGACACGCCUCUGCUCAACUGCGUCAAGCCUGACCAAGAUGUCAAGUUCACCCUCAAGUUCCAGGAGUUCAGCCCUAAUCUGUGGGGACUGGAGUUCUUCAAGGGAAAAGAUUAUUACAUCAUCUCCACAUCCAACGGAACCAUGGAGGGCAUUGACAACCAGGAGGGAGGUGUAUGCAAGACUAAGUCAAUGAAGAUUACCAUGAAAGUGGGGCAAAGUCCCUCAGACCCGGUUUCACCCAAAAACUACCCCACCAGAGUACCUUACCCUCCCAAGCACCCAGAGGGGAAAGACCCGCACAAACCUAACGAAGUUCUGGAAAAGCCAGGUGUGUCUCCCAGAGAGGGCAACGACAACAACGGGGGCGGGGGGAAGUCCUCCAGCGCCAUCGGCUCGGAGGUGGCCAUCUUCGUGGGCAUCGCCUCGGGCAGCGUCAUCUUCAUCAUCAUCAUCAUCAUGCUGGUCCUGCUGCUGCUCAAGUACCGGCGGCGGCAUCGCAAGCACUCGCCGCAGCACGCCGCCACGCUGUCCCUCAGCACCCUGGCCACGCCCAAACGCAGCGGAGGGGGCGGGAACAAUAACGGCUCCGAGCCCAGCGACAUCAUCAUCCCGCUCAGGACUGCUGACAGCGUCUUCUGCCCGCACUACGAGAAGGUCAGCGGCGACUACGGACACCCCGUUUACAUAGUCCAGGAGAUGCCCCCCCAGAGCCCGGCCAACAUCUACUACAAGGUCUGAGCUGGAACUGGAACCCACGGGAAUCGGAUCAGCCCACAGGCAGAGCAGAGCUUUGUUUGGGCCGGUGCCCCCCCCCGCACGCCCACAAAGGAACUCACUCACUCUUUCGGUCUGUCUUGUUCUGUCAACUUCUCCUUUCCACUGAUGUUUUGUCACUAUUUUUACCCGUUCUCAAAUGUUCGCCCUGCUUUGGCCACAGCCCUGUGGAUGGGAGAGGCAGGGUCCAGCUGAGGGUCCAGGCAGAAGGCCCUGCUGCUCUCUGGGAAGUAGAGAGGACCUCCUCUAUUUCCCCGCUGUUGCUCCCUGGUUCGUUUUGUGCAAUGCAGCCGGCAUUCUGGGGUCAACAGAGUGUUCACGGGACAGAUGCAGACUAUGAUCUUUUUCUUUGGAAUGGACAGACGCGUAUGUGGAUGAUAUGGUGAUUACUUCAAGAGGGGAAAGAGGAGCUGAUAUGGUUGUCGGCUUCACGUGAAGAGAGACUACUGCUUGACAAUGAGAGGGAAAAAGAGACACAAGAGGGGAAUCUAAGUAGAAUACGGGCUAACGGUGAACUCACAAAAUGGCAGCCCUGCACUAAUGCUCACAAGCCAGAGAGACUGUGCAGAUUUACCAGCUAAACGAAGAGAAGAAGAAAAAAUCUGACACUGAUCCCCUUUGGGAUCUCUGACUGACAGAGAUCACCAUUCCCAUCGCCACCCACAUGCUAACCAUUACACGUAUAAACAUAAUCACCCAUGCACACAGAAGCAGUCUCACUGGACAAUGUGAAGUAGCCGGGCUUUAGUGUUCAUCGCUCCAUUUCUCCACAUGUUCAGAUCCCUUCUUUUAGAAGUGAUUCAAAGGUUUUAACAGCUGAUUGUCUUUUCCAUUAGCAUCUCCUGGUCAGCUCUGUUUAUUUAUAUCCUGGUGAAAGUCAAAGGAAAGUUUAGGUUUUCUAUCCCUGUAGUGGAAUGUGGCCCUCACAGUGGCUAAAAGUGGGAAAGGCCCCUCCCCUUCGAUUUAGGGUGCAGAAAAAAGAGGGACGCCCAGGUGGACUUUGGAGAGUGGAGGACCUCUACCUUAGAGUACAUAGUGCAGCACUUUUAAUCUCCAUUGUUCGUUUUGGUACCUCCAUUCCUCACGGCGGUCCACAGAGAGGGAUCUUUAGACGGGAGAGCGGCUGCUUCCCACCAGAGCAGCGCAGGCUGGACUCCAGGACCUGGAUUUCUCCUCACAGGAAAACAUUCGUAACUGUCAGAAAUCUAGUUCACCCUUUUUACCUUUUUAUUUUUCUACACAUCUGUUGUUUAAGAGGCCCGAGAUCCGGUCGAGGUCAGUUUGACUGGCCGUUACUGCUCUAGGUACUGUAAUGCUACCCUUAGGGGUCCAGUGAUGAUUAAGGGUACCUGAAGGGCCCAGAAUUAGCAUGUCGGUGCUCUCCUAUGUUUUUUUUCUCCUUUUUUUGUUUCUUUUCAAUUGUCAUGGUCUCCUGUUUUCAUUUAGCAUUUCAUUCUUUGUGAGUCGUAUUUCUUAUUUGUAGAUGUACAUUUAAAAGACAUUAAAUAUUAAAAAAGAUUAAAAAUUGAGAUGACAAGUAAAAUUUUAUUUAUGGUAGAUACAUAGAUACAGGUAUGGACAGGCGGUAUGGAGGACAAGAAUAUCUAAUAUUAAUAUAUGAUGGUAUAAUUGCACAUUAUGCAAUGUAUGUUUCUGAUUAUUUGAUAUCUUUUGACUCACUGAGUGGUGUUUUCACAAGCUCUCACUCAGCCGCAGAGCUUAGUCUCUGGGAAGAGGAGCAGGAAAGACGAGUCUGAGCUUCAGCUUUGUCUGGAGUCGAGUCCUCUGACCCGAGAUAGUUGCGUUAGCGUCAGCAAAGGCAGACUGGUUGCGUCUCCCACACUCAACUCCAAAGGAAAUUCACACGAAAGCCAGUGCACUAAUUCCCCUUCUAGACACACCCCUCAUGCUCUCCGUGGAACUGUGUUGUUGUGCAUGUUUGUAUGUGAGCAUUUAAGUGACUUCACCCACAUUGACAGCAUUGGCUUAAGAACUUAUUUGUGGCUUCAUCGAAUUACUUGCCCAUUGGUGACAUCACUGUUGACAUAAUCAUAGAUCCAUGCAUCAAUUUCCACCGAAAAGCCAAGCCUUGUAUUAUCUGAGGUUUGUGCCUCUGAGAGGCAACAAAAUCUGCAAAUAUGCAAUUCUUAUUUAUUUUUUUAAUCAAUUGUGAGAAAAAAAAACACCUCUGGAAAGUGUUCUUAACCACUGAAAGAUGUAACAACACACAACACGACUAUUAUAUCACACAAGUCUGCUGUUAGCUUUUUCCUGCAUUACCUGUAUUUGAAACUUUUUAGUUUUGACGACGUGCCGUAGUAUAAAAGUAUACUGUGAAAACGAUGACAUUAAAAAGCAUACAUAACACAACUCGACAGGUAUUUCAAACGAGAAAAGAUACAACAGAACAAUGCCUACGUAGUUGCUGUCCAGCUGCGGCAGAAUAUGACAAUCUUAGUUUUUUUUUUCCUUUUUGAAAUCUGGCGUCCUUUUCUUAGCUGCUGCUCAACUAAAGCUCUCCCAGCAUUCAGCAGGUGUGCUCCUACCUGCUCUGAGUGUUGUAGCGAUGACAUGAGAGUCUUAGCACACAGGCUAGGAGAAGCACCUCAGGCUACUGUAAAAUGCCUUGCUCAUAUGGUCAGCCCUCAGUAAUUUUGCACCGUAUUUCUGUAGGUAAGAGACUGUAAAUACAUUCAUGUUUGUAUUGUAUAUGGAUCCUGGGUUGUCACAAUAGCCUUAUUCAUCUUUGUAGGAAAGUAAAUGAAAAAAAGUUCAAACGAAAAAAAAAGAUAAAAGAAAAAAGAAAAGAAAAGAAAAAUACUCACAUAUAAAAUGGGACACACUUCAGUAAAGCAGAGCAUACUACUUUUUUGGUAAAUAGAUUAUGUAAAUAUGGCCCAGAACCCAAUAAAAACAUUUUUUUAUAAAUUCUUAAAGUAAGAUGUUUUGUAUAAAAAUUUGAAUUCUUUUGCUAUGUAUUUUAGCUAGCGCUCAAUGGGAAGUCCACCUCCUCCCCAUUCCCUCCCUUUUUGCACUGUUUCCAUGGUAAUUUGGUUUAAAAAAAAGUUGCCAAACCAACUGCUGCAUAUUUGUGCCAUAAGUGUGUACCAUGAAUAUUUAUUUGACUAGUUUUUUUUUCUUUUAUGGUCUGUCAAUGAUUUCUUUCAGUCCAGUUUGUAAGUAACAGUAUUAUAUUUACACUGUUUGUCAUCCCCUGGUUUUCUUUAGUCAUCUUUACCGGCCAGCUGUAGCCCUUUUUUCCCAUUCCUCGCAGUAUGAAAUGGCCAGGGUGUCAAAAAAGGUUUCAAAAUUCAGACAUUUAAAUUAAGUUAAAUGACACACAUUCCACCAGUCUGUUACAAACUGAAAAUGUUUUUCAAUAAAAUGUUUUUUCCUA
This is a messenger RNA of Menidia menidia (Atlantic silverside), 4954 nucleotides long. The record is from the annotation of a GenBank genome assembly. Lineage: Eukaryota; Metazoa; Chordata; Actinopteri; Atheriniformes; Atherinopsidae.